Molecule: messenger RNA, 978 nt
Organism: Vigna umbellata (rice bean)
Lineage: Eukaryota; Viridiplantae; Streptophyta; Magnoliopsida; Fabales; Fabaceae
Source: RefSeq, a predicted model, not a curated record
CCCACGCGCCUGCGUCGUCAGCAUCAUUACACCGUACUCUUUCUUUCUCUCUCUCUCUUUCUUUCUUUUCUUUCUCUCUCCAUUGUCCCCCUUUAUAUAUAAGCCUCACGAGAUCUCUUCGCCACCACAACCCGCCGUGUCAACUCUCGUUGAAACACCACCGAUUAAACGUGUCUCUUAAAUCUAAUUCCCAAAACGCUACCGUUUUGGCCUUUCUUUCUAAGUAUGGGUGAUAGCGAUUCCGGUUGCAAGAAGCGUGUCCGAGAUGACUCGGACGAUUCGGUUCUUGAAUCGCCGGAGACUAAGCGACUCAGGGACGAUUUACUCGAGUUCUUCGACGACGCCGACGAUGCGCCUUCCACACAGGAUCUUGACUCCGUCAUGAAGAGUCUGCAGGAGGAGAUCUCUGGCGUGACGUCAGGUUCCGGCGAGUCUCAGGCGCAGAUCGGUUACCUCCUGGAGGCUUCCGACGACGAGCUAGGGCUUCCUCCUGCCGGAAGCUCGUCGGUGCCGGAGAAUAAAAACGAGGAGAAUGAGUUGAUCCGAGUGGCGUCUGACUCGUCCGGAAUCGGCGAGUUGUGGGAGUUUGAGGACCAUAUUUCAAGAUACGAUUCGUUUGAUUUGGGAAUGGGAUUCGGUUACGAGUGCGAUACUGCCACCGAAUACGCUGCGUUUGAGAAACUUUUCGAUCACUCGGAUGUGUAUUAUGAUUCCACCGAAUUUUGUGAUACAUGGCGGCAUGAGACGUUGCCCACACAAUAGAUAUUUAAUUAAAAGGAAAAAAGAAAAAAAGAAAAAGGUAUUAGAGAUGUACAUAUUUUUCACUGUUUUUUGUUCCCUUUUUUCGUGAUGAAGGGAAUUACAGAAGAAGUUUAGGAUAACAGAUGCAAAGGAAAUUGCUUAGUUAUAUUUCUAAUACUUUAUGAAGGAAGUGUUUCUGACUGGGAACCAUAUGGACACAAUUCAGAGUAAAGUGUU